Exophiala mesophila is the source of this 2080-nucleotide messenger RNA. RefSeq lists its product as uncharacterized. Gene Ontology annotation, biological process: regulation of DNA-templated transcription. The coding region runs from base 179 to 1741 and encodes 520 amino acids. The record is from RefSeq and is a predicted model, not a curated record. The transcript is spliced from 5 exons. NCBI's taxonomy places the organism in Eukaryota, Fungi, Ascomycota, Eurotiomycetes, Chaetothyriales, Herpotrichiellaceae. Gene Ontology annotation, molecular function: zinc ion binding; DNA-binding transcription factor activity, RNA polymerase II-specific.
UCCCAUUCAAUGUUAAUCAAGCUCCUUAGUCGAAGCUUAUACACGUGGACAUUGCUUCUCGAGAAGUUGCGCUUGAUACAACGACAUGAAUACCCUACGUUUAUAGGUGCCGACUUAUGGCGUCUCGAUAUGCCACCACAGACAAGUCUGACCAACGAGGUAUGCAUCAAUAGCAACUAUGCCUAACGUGGGACGACCAAGUCGAGAUUGCCAUCUCUGCAGGCAGCGUAGGGUCAAAUGCGACCUGCUCCGGCCAGAAUGCGGCAAGUGUGUUCGUCUCGGAAGGAAAUGCCCUGGGUACCGUAAAGAGCGUGAUAUGCUCUUCAAAGUCGAGAAUGCCAACACCUUCGUCAAGAACGCCACACGAGACCGCCGCAGAAGACCAGAAAAGCCUGUUCUCGAGCCUGUCUCGGAAUUGGCUACAAGUGAAAAUGCCUUGGUGGCUCGUCCGGACGAUAUAAAUACUGUAAAGGCGUCAAACUUGGAUGAGAUCAUUAGGAUACUCAUGGGAUAUUGUCCAGCACCUUCAAAUGGCCUUCCAGAAAAUUGGGACAAUCACACCGUACCUUUUUUCCUUCGCAAGUUCUGUACACCCCGAGUCUUUCCACGCCCCAGGGGCUUCCUGGGCUUUCUCCCGGCCAUGGUGUCUUCGGCUCCCCCACAGUCUAGCCUGGUCUCAACCUGCAAAGCUAUUGCUUAUGCUCUCUUCGCGCAUCAUCUUCGUACGCCCGACGCCCAAUCACGGCGUGCAAUUGCCUAUGGAGAUGCUCUGAUUGCCACGAAUCAAGCUCUUCAAGACCAACGUGAGAGAUUGAGAGAUGAAACUCUGACCGCCAUCUGGUUGUUGAGCAUCUAUGAGAUCAUGGUUGGCUCAGUCGCCAUGCAUCAAGAGGGUGGAGCGGUUGGCUGGGAGGCACACCUCAAGGGCAUCAUCACAUUGUUGCGUCUGCGAACGACUAACUGUCUGAAGACACCGACUGAGAGAAAUCUCUUCUUUGUGAUAUACAACACCAUUCAAAUUCAGUCGUUUGCGUCUGGCAUUCCGUGUCCCCCAGAAUCAAUCGCUUGGUUUGCGGAGCUGGAGAAUAACAUCUGGCCCGAUGAACUUUAUAGCCUGCAAGUCUGCCGGUAUGGGUAUGAGGCUUCAGUCACAUGUGCAAAAAUUCGAGAGAUCCUCAACAGCAGGCAAACCGUGAGCUUGCCAGAUAUUGUGGAACUGCUCCUCGAGUCCGAGUCUCUGGAUCUGAAGAGUGCCUAUCUGCUGUCACCAGGUUUGCCGGUACCAUUUCCUGAGUCAGGUGGCAACAAGGAGGGUCAAAUAUGUGUCGUCACCGAUCUCCGGACCCUGACGACGAGGACAUUCUUUUGUGCAUUUCGCCUGAAGCUGCAUCUGAGCCGAUUACAACUUCUUCAGGAUCCCAGAAUAUCCCAACUUGAACCGACUGGCUUCCAGAAUACCUGUCGUCAACUAGUGAGCACUGUUCAAGAGGUGGCGGACGAGAUCCUGUCGGUCAAGUCUGUCCUUUUUUCAACCCAGGCUCAUAAAUUGAAGCCUUUUAAUGUUGAGGCUGUGACGAAAUCACGGCAGUGGACAGAUGGCAUUCGCGUAUUGUGGCCCUUGAAAAUGGUUGCAGCAUGCAAAUUCAUGCGUGCAGAACAGAGAGCAAAUGCCGUACUGACACUACAAUUCAUCCGAGACGGACUUAGCCUUCAGGAAGCAGGAGACCUACAUAUGGACUGAGAUUCUGAGCACAACGGGCAGACAAUGAUAGAGUCGGCGCUGAGGGAUGCUACUUCCAAACUAGGGAUUGGACGUACUGGAGUUCCAUCUGACAUGCAGAUUUGUCAACAUGCAUUGCCAAAAAGCCCAUCUUACUUGCAGCUCCCUUGGACAUGUCCAAAUGGGGAUCAAAAGUGAGUUCUGACAUCCGGAGCAGGCUUCGAUGCUUCGAUGUCCCGUUUAUAUGUCGCUAUAAUACUAAAAUGUCAAUACCGAAGAAGCGAGGUGGCUAUUGAUAGACUCUGUGGAUUCGGGAGAUCAUCAAAGUUCAAGUGUCCGUGUUGUUCAGCUAUCUAAAAG